Molecule: messenger RNA, 1014 nt
Organism: Paramecium primaurelia
Lineage: Eukaryota; Ciliophora; Oligohymenophorea; Peniculida; Parameciidae
Source: the annotation of a GenBank genome assembly
AUGACUAUGAUCAAGCGAUCAAACUUGAUUAGAAAUUCUCUAUAGCCUAUUAUAAUAGAGGUUAAUACAAUUACCCUUAAUAUCUUAGGAAAUUUAUAUUAAAAUAUUGGAAAUUUUGACAAAGCAUUGAAUGACUAUAAUCUAGCAAUUCAAAUAGAUCCAAAAUAUGUAAAAGCAUAUUGUAAUAGAGGUGAAUAUAAUUAUACUUUAAAUAUUAGGAAGUUUAUAUAAACAUAUUGGUUAGAAAGAGAACGCACUAAAUGACUAUAAUUAUGCAAUCUACAUUGAUCCAUAUAAUGCUAUAGCCUAUUUUAAUAGAGGUUAAAACAAUAAAACUUUAUAUAUAUUAGGCAGUGUUUAUGAUGAUAUUGGGGAAAAAGACAAAGCAUUAAUUGACUAAAAUCAAGCAAUCCAACUUGAUCCAAAAUAUGCAUAUGCCUAUAAUGGGAGAGGUAAAUACUAUUAUACUUAAUACAUUAGGCAGUUUAUAUCAAGAUAUUGGGGAGUAUGAAAAUGCAUUAAGUGACUAUAAUCAAGCAAUUAAACUAGAUGAGAAAUUUGCAAUAGCUUAUUGUAAUAGAGGUAUAUACUAUUAUACUUAAAAUAUUAGGCAGUUUAUAUCAAGAUAAUGGGGAGAAUGAUAAAGCAUUAAAUGACUAUAAUCAAGCAAUCCAACUUGAUCCAAAAUAUGCUAUAGCAUAUUACAAUCGAGGUAAAUACAUCACUCUUUAUAUAUUAGGAAUUUUAUUUUAAGAUAUUGGGGAAUUUGACCAAGCAGUAAAUGACUAUAAUCAAGUAAUUAAAAUUGAUCCAACAUCAAUUAAUUCCUAUAUUCGAAAAGGUUCUAUCUCUAUAAUUAGAAUUUUAGGUGUUACUUUAGAAAAUAUAAAGUAAUAUGAAUAAGCGAUACACUGCUUUAAUAAGGUGAUUUAACUUGAUCCUAAUCAUAUUGAUGCUUAUUUUUACAAAGGUUUUAUAUCUGAUUUCAAAUAGCAAUCCAAUUACAAAAUUUGA